Trypanosoma grayi is the source of this 792-nucleotide messenger RNA. RefSeq names its product putative cation transporter. Gene Ontology annotation, biological process: zinc ion transmembrane transport. The record is from RefSeq and is a predicted model, not a curated record. The transcript has a single exon. Gene Ontology annotation, molecular function: zinc ion transmembrane transporter activity. Gene Ontology annotation, cellular component: plasma membrane. NCBI's taxonomy places the organism in Eukaryota, Euglenozoa, Kinetoplastea, Trypanosomatida, Trypanosomatidae. The coding region runs from base 1 to 792 and encodes 263 amino acids.
AUGAUCAACCACGCCGCUCACGCGUUCGAGGAGGAGUGCGUGCCGGAGUCGUUCAAGGAGUCGUACGACGCGUACGCGUUGAUGUUCGCGAUGGUUGCGGCAAUACUGAUGCACGCACUGGACGUGUCCUUGGACCUGACGUUUGCAAGCACCAAAAAGUCCACGCCCGCUUCGGAGCCUGCCAAGAUUGAGGAAGGUAUUCUUUCUGGGGAGCGCGUUGGCUCUUCGAGUGGCGAGGAGGAUUGCUGCGGCCACCACAGCCACGCGGGUGCUAUCGUCUCUCAGGGGAGGGCCCAGCGGGUUGCUUCUGCUCUGUUCAUGGAGUUCGGCGUGACGCUACACAGCGUGUUCAUCGGGCUGACGGUGGGUAUCUCAAGUGACGCAGACACGAAGGCACUUCUUGUGGCGCUUGCGUUUCACCAGAUGUUCGAGGGCCUUGCGCUUGGCUCGCGUCUUGUAGACGCAUCGAUGCGCCUGACACUGGAGUUGCUGCUUGCGCUGAUCUUUUCCAUCUCUGCGCCGCUGGGUGCCGCAAUUGGACUGGGCGCCGUGGAAGGCUCGAAGGUAUCAGUGACGGGGACAUCUUUCGUGCUGUUACAGGCGAUCUUCGAUUCUCUGUGCGGCGGCAUCCUGCUGUACCUCGGCUUCGUCCUCAUGCUCAGCGAUUUCUCGGCGGACCUUCGGAAGCACGCGGGUGAAGAGGCAGCGCACCGCAUCUGGAAGCGGAUUGGGAUGUUCGCCGCGCUCUGGGCCGGUGCCGGCAUAAUGGCGGGGAUCGGGAAGUGGUUGUGA